Messenger RNA from Selaginella moellendorffii, 1397 nucleotides. Its product is annotated as S-adenosylmethionine synthase 2. Gene Ontology annotation, cellular component: cytosol. Bases 128 to 1309 code for a protein of 393 amino acids. The record is from RefSeq and is a predicted model, not a curated record. Gene Ontology annotation, biological process: S-adenosylmethionine biosynthetic process. Gene Ontology annotation, molecular function: ATP binding; methionine adenosyltransferase activity. Lineage: Eukaryota; Viridiplantae; Streptophyta; Lycopodiopsida; Selaginellales; Selaginellaceae. The transcript has 2 exons.
CUCCUCUCUCUAGGUUUUCCGUGCUCCUCCCAUAUUUGGAGCAGCCCACUCUCGCCCUCUCGUUCCUCCGGGCGCGCUCUAAUCUCUUCCCCAGGCAGGCGCCGGUCACUCAGGCACGAGCGGCGCAAUGGAGAGCUUCUUGUUCACAUCCGAGUCGGUGAACGAGGGCCAUCCAGACAAGCUCUGCGACCAGAUCUCCGACGCCGUGCUGGACGCCUGCCUGGCGCAAGACCCCGACAGCAAGGUGGCCUGCGAGACGUGCACCAAGACCAACAUGGUGAUGGUGUUUGGCGAGAUCACCACCAAGGCCAACGUCGACUACGAGAAGAUCGUCCGCGACACCUGCCGGGAGAUUGGAUUCACCUCCGACUCCGUGGGCCUCGACGCGGAUCACUGCAAGGUUCUCGUCAACAUCGAGCAGCAGUCCCCCGACAUCGCCCAGGGAGUCCACGGCCUCGGCACGAAGAAGCCCGAAGAGAUCGGCGCUGGCGACCAGGGACACAUGUUUGGCUACGCCACCGACGAGACCGAGGAGCUGAUGCCGCUAAGUCACGUCCUCGCGACCAAGCUCGGCGCUAAGCUCACCGAGGUCCGCAAGAAUGGGACUUGCAGCUGGCUGAGGCCGGAUGGAAAGACCCAAGUCACCGUAGAGUAUCGCAACGAAGGUGGCGCUAUGGUCCCCAUCCGCGUCCACACCGUGCUCAUCUCCACCCAGCACGACGAGACCGUCACCAACGAUCAGAUCGCCGCCGACUUGCGGGAGUUUGUGAUCAAGCCCGUGAUCCCCGAGCAGUAUCUCGACGAGAACACCAUCUUCCACCUCAACCCGUCCGGGAGGUUCGUCAUCGGGGGUCCUCACGGCGAUGCGGGGCUCACUGGCAGGAAGAUCAUCAUCGACACCUACGGCGGCUGGGGAGCUCACGGCGGCGGAGCUUUCUCUGGGAAGGAUCCGACCAAGGUGGAUCGGAGCGGAGCUUAUAUCGUGAGGCAAGCUGCCAAGAGCGUGGUGGCGGCGGGGCUGGCUCGCCGAUGCAUCGUCCAGGUUUCUUACGCGAUUGGAGUCCCAGAGCCGCUGUCGGUGUUCGUGGAUAGCUACGGGACUGGGAAGAUCCCCGACGCGGAGAUACUGGAGAUCAUCAAAAACAACUUCGACUUCCGCCCGGGGAUGAUUGCCAUCCAUCUGGAUUUGAAGCGCGGAUCGAACAAGCGCUACCUCAAGACCGCUGCGUACGGGCAUUUUGGUCGCGACGAUCCGGAUUUUACUUGGGAGACGGUCAAGCCUCUCAAGUCCGAGAAGACUGCUGCUUGAGAAGGCAAGGGAGGUGAAAUUCUUCUUUUUGUUUGUAUUACCUCGCUAAAGGUGAAUGAAUCACGACCGCUGGAAUUGCUUUUUUUUU